Molecule: messenger RNA, 1430 nt
Organism: Bolinopsis microptera
Lineage: Eukaryota; Metazoa; Ctenophora; Tentaculata; Lobata; Bolinopsidae
Exons: 2
Coding region: 24-1223 (399 amino acids)
Cellular component (GO): membrane
Source: RefSeq, a predicted model, not a curated record
CAGUGCAGCACCUUCUCGUUGACAUGGACGAUGUUGUCUUUGACUGCAGGACCUACAUGUACAACUACAGGUACUCCUCCGAGAUAUGGAACACACUGAUGCCGAUCACCACUGUGCUGGCUUACCUCACUCCCAAUAUAAUUAUCAUCAUCGCAACAAUCUUGUUGCUGACAAGUGCAAGAAGAGUGGCUAAAAAAAUGCAGGAAAGUAUACGCUGGCAAGGAACCUUGGCUGUUGUCAUCACUGCAACAAUCUUCACCAUAUCCUUCCUUCCCAUUACUGUCUACUUCAUCGCUGGGCCUUUCUUAGAAACAGAUUCUGAGGAGCCAGGGCCAUUUUUCAACAGGUACUACAGAGUGACAGAAGCUGUGCUGUUCACUAACGUUAUGGCAAAUUUCUUCACGUACGGUCUCACCGUAGCCAGCUUUAGAGACUUUUUAAAGACGAAGCUGAUAAAGAAACUACCAUUUCUCUCCAUCGGUAACCUCUUCCAACUUACUCCUCUUCAAGGAGAAACAACAGGAUCAAGGUUGACGGGAUCGUCGACAGAAGCUGACAAAAAAGAAGCAGCGAUUACAAGAGCAGCAAGAGUUAACAGUAAACCAAAAAAAGGGAUGACAGGAGCAGCAGCAGAAGUAAGCAAAGCAGAUGUAGGGAAGACAGGAGCAGCAGCAGAAGUAAGUAAAGCAGAAGAAGGGAUGACAGGAGCAGUGGCAGAAGAAAGUAAAGCAGAAGACGGGACUACAGGAGCGGUGGCGGAAGGAAGUAAAGCAGAAGUAGGGAAGACAGGAGCGGCGGCAGAAGAAAGUAAAGCAGAAGAAGGGACUACAGGAGCGGUGGCGGAAGGAAGUAAAGCAGAAGUAGGGAAGACAGGAGCAGCGGCAGAAGGAAGUAAAGCAGAAGUAGGGACUACAGGAGCGGUGGCGGAAGGAAGUAAACCAGAAGUAGGGAAGACAGGAGCGGCGGCAGAAGGAAGUAAAGCAGAAGUAGGGACUACAGGAGCAGCGGCAGAAGGAAGUAAAGCAGAAGUAGGGACUACUGGAGCGGCGGCAGAAGAAAGUAAAACAGAAGUUGGGACUACAGGAGCAGCGGCAGAAGGAAGUAAAGCAGAAGUAGGGACUACAGGAGCGGCGGCAGAAGAAAGUAAAGCAGAAGUUGGGAUGAUAGUGAAGAUGGCGACAAAAGGAGCGAUUUCUCAGGAACAAAGUGGCCAGAAAAAAUGAACUAAACAGCUCAAUCGGACAUAUUCGGGAAACUUCCGUUUAACUUUGUUUGAACUUUCUUGAUCAACUGACACCAGCAGACAACAUUUGUCUGUCGAGGAUUAUCCAAAAUAGUUACGGAAUUUACUUAAUUGACUUAAUUGUUAAUGAUUUACAGUUCAAAGAUUCGUAGUUGAAACGAUUCCGAAUUUUUAUUACAAAAUUAAA